Molecule: messenger RNA, 1122 nt
Organism: Exophiala aquamarina CBS 119918
Lineage: Eukaryota; Fungi; Ascomycota; Eurotiomycetes; Chaetothyriales; Herpotrichiellaceae
Exons: 2
Coding region: 1-1122 (373 amino acids)
Biological process (GO): nucleoside metabolic process
Molecular function (GO): catalytic activity
Source: RefSeq, a predicted model, not a curated record
AUGCCAAAUUAUCCACAGCCACAAACCCGUCUGACAUUCGAAGUCGCCAUUAUCUGUGCCCUGGUCGAGGAGCUCGAUGCCGUCGAGGCUACCCUUGAUGACAUAUAUGAUGUUGACACUUACAGCAAAGGAGAAGGCGACCCAAACAGAUAUAAAGGAGGAAAGAUUUUGCUGCCGGGAAUGGGGAAGGAACGAGCCGCAAGUGGAUCCGCCUACUUCUGCACAGGCUUCCCAGAUAUCAAACUAUGUUUACUAGUUGGCCUCUGCGCUGGAGCGGCGAGGGACCACCACAAGGAAGACAUUCUACUUGGCGACAUUAUCAUCAGUACCAGCCUUGUGCAAUCAGACUUUGGGCGACAGGGAAAAGAUGGAAUCACUCGAAAAGACACCAUCGGUGACAACUUUGGGCGACCAAGCAAGGACAUCCGAACUCUCCUGUCCAUGCUCCAAACCCAAAAGACAGGCGGGCAAUCGAGGGCAAAUAGCAUCGCUGCAUUGAGAGUCCUCUCGCAGACCAGACAGACCUGGCACUAUCCAGGUCGAGAGAAGGAUGUCUUGUUUGACGCCAAGUACGACCACAAACAUCAUAUCCCUGGACUAUGUGAGGCAUGUGACGAUGGCCACGACUGUGAAGCCGCACAGAGAGCGUCUUGUGAGUACUUGAAAUGCGAUAUAGCCAAGGCAGUUGAGCGACAGACGGUACGGGAAGACCAGCUUCCACGCAUUCAUUUUGGCGCUUUCUCAUCUGCCGACCAAGUCAUCAGGUCCAGCAAGCACCGGGACGCGAUGAAUGCUGCAGAUGGCGUCAUUGGCUUUAAGAUGGAAGGCGCAGGGGUAUGGGAUAACUUCCCUACCGUCAUCAUCAAGGGUGUCGGCGACUACGCCGACAGCCACAAGAACAAGAAGUUCCAACCAUAUGCUGCUGCGACUGCCGCAGCAUGCUCCAAGGCCUUUCUCAUGGAAUGGGAGCGUGGGAGGACCCCAAGAAGCGGACAGGCAUCGUUGCCUUCCCCAUCAAUGCCUACCUCGAUCAACAAUAACUACGCAGGAGGUACGUUCAAUACCAUGGGGAAUGCCUUUUACGGUGGUAACUUCACCUCUCAUGGCCCGAUGAACGUGUAA